Molecule: messenger RNA, 11382 nt
Organism: Mauremys reevesii (Reeves's turtle)
Lineage: Eukaryota; Metazoa; Chordata; Testudines; Geoemydidae
Gene: PLEKHO1
Product: pleckstrin homology domain containing O1
Exons: 6
Coding region: 246-1523 (425 amino acids)
Biological process (GO): regulation of myoblast fusion
Cellular component (GO): muscle cell projection membrane; ruffle membrane
Source: RefSeq, a predicted model, not a curated record
CGAAUCAGCCCUUCAGUGCAAACCCAUGUGCCUGGCCAUGGAGGUGUGUGCGCGGCUGCUGUGAGCUACAAAGGGCGAGGGGAGAGAGAGGGAGAGGAGGUGCCCUGUGCAGCUCCCAUAUACCCUCCCCCACCACCCAAGAACAGACACAUCCAAUCCAGCCUCAUUGCUGUCAGGAGCUCCUCUCUGAUCCCCCCCACCCCAAACCCCUCCCCCUCUCCCCUCCAGCCUGAUCACACUAAGGAAUGAUGAAAAAAAAUAAUUCUGCAAAAAGGGGGCCACAGGAUGGAAACCAGCAAUCCAUGCAGCCAGAGAAGGUCGGCUGGGUUCGGAAAUUUUGCGGGAAAGGCAUUUUUAGGGAAAUCUGGAAAAACCGUUAUGUGGUUUUGAAGGGAGAUCAGCUUUAUAUCUCAGAGAAAGAGGUCAAAGAUGAAAAAAACAUCCAGGAAGUGUUUGACCUGAGUGAUUAUGAGAAAUGUGAAGAGCUCAGGAAGUCCAAAAGCAGAAGCAAAAAGAACCACAGCAAGUUCACGCUAGCACACUCCAAACAGCCUGGAAACACGGCACCCAAUCUGAUCUUCCUGGCCGUCAGUCCGGAGGAGAAAGAGUCCUGGAUCAACGCCCUCAACUCCGCCAUCACCCGAGCCAAAAACCGCAUCUUAGAUGAGGUGACUGUUGAGGAGGACAGCUACCUCGCCCAUCCGACCCGCGACAGAGCGAAAAUCCAGCACUCCAGACGGCCUCCGACACGGGGACACUUGAUGGCUGUGGCAUCUACCUCAACGUCGGAUGGCAUGCUGACACUGGACCUCAUCCAAGAGGAAGACGCCUCUCCCGAGGACCACGGGACCUGUGAAGAGAGCUUCCGGGUAGAUCUGGAUAAAUCCAUGGCGCACCUCACUGCCGGCCGACGCCGGUCGGAUUCGGAGAACGUCAAGUCCUCGGAGAAAGGCCGGUCAGUGAGCCUGCCGAGACGGGAGGCGAUCUCGUGGGACAAAACUGGGAAACGCAACGACGCCUUCGAGAAAGGGACCAUGUACACCCCGCAGGUCCCCAAAAAGCUCUCGCACUCGGAAAAGAACAAAUGUGCCUCCAUGGAGGAGAUUUUGUCUCGCCGGGACUCCUCUGCGCACCGGGCAGUGCUGAGGAAGGGGCUGGAGGCUCAGUUUGCUUCGGGUGAGCCAGAGCAGCUGGCCCGGAUACAGGAACUGGUUGCACUGAAACUGGAAAAAACUCAGGAACUGCUGGCGGAGGUGAAGGGCUAUGGGGAAGGGAAGCGAAAGACAAAAGAUUUUGCCGCUGCUGCCACCACCACCUCUUCGUCUUCCAAGUCGGACUCUGAGAGCAUCUUGCAGGAGACAGAGAGGUUGCUGGGCGAGGCCUCCUCAACCUGGAGCCAGGCCAAGAAGGUGUUACAGGAGAUUAAAGAGCUGAGGGACCUGUACAAACAGUUAGAACUGCAGCCGUCGGACCCUAAACCCAAACAGAUCUCACAGUCUCAGUACAGGAAGAGCAUGAUGUGAAGGCACGCUUCAGGGUGGGGUGGUGGUGAUUUCUUUUUAUUAUUAUUUACAGUGUUCGAAACAGUACAACGUGCCUGUUCUCAUCAAAACUUCCUCCUCAAGCUUCACCCCUUCCCCUCCCCAGAUCUCCCCCUCGCCCUCCGUCCCCAGAUGAAACAGAAGGUGUUCCAAUAAAUCAGUUUGGAUUCCUACUUUUUUUCCAAGUAUCCUUUCUCUGCAUUCUUGGGCUGCUCGUGUCAUGCUUGCAGGAUGGAAGAUCACCAAGACCUGGAAAGCUCCCAGCACACUUGUGGAGACAUACGCACAGCAGCAGGGGUAGAUAUUCUUCCUCUAUAGAAGCCCUGGGUUUGCUGCUCUGAACCCAGAGCUGCAGUUCUGUCUCCUGCGUUACAGCUCUUUGAUCAAGAGCAUUGGCAACUUGGUUUAUGUUUUUCCUCCUCUUUAAAAAAAGAGUCAGCACAUGGAGGUCCCCGUUAUCCAAAAACUGUUUGGAAGAUGCUUGCCAGUGACAUCCAAGCCCGGGUUGUCUGAACGAGGAGAUUCCCAGCCUGGAAUGCAGUCUGACAUGUCGUGAGAGGCAUCGGGCGCUCCUUCCUGGACUGCAGUUAACAGGGCUCUUCCCUGGCAUUGUUCCUGCACUGAUCCCAAACCCUCUUUUGCAAACUCCUGUGGCAGGCAGCUGUUAAUACAUGUGGUACAUAUACAGCCCUCCGUACGGAGGCAACAGGUAUGCAAUCUGUGUUAAAAUUAACCCUGUCUGUCAGCCGACAGCCGAUGCUUCGGAGACACCCCCUGGCCCGGUGCAAUGAGAUUUAGCAACCACAAUGUCUUCCUUCUUGUGCAGAUGAUCAAAGCCUGGAGUCCAACGGGCAGUCAUUAUUUGUUUUUCAUUGUUCUUUCCUUCAUUUAGGCUGGAGUGAAAUGGAAAGUCAGGGUUUGGCACAGAGGGCAACAGAAAAGCUGAGAAUUGCCGUUGGUUUAAUGGGACUGAUUCUGCUCUCGCUCACACUCCGUUUACACAAUCGAGCCUCACACAAUUGUCACUUAGCUGACAUUGACGUGAGGUCAGUAUCAGGCCCACUGAAACUCAAACGGAUCCCAAAUUACAGCUCAGAUAUCCUCGCCUCGCUGAUGUCUAGCACUUUUCUAAAUAGGUAGCUCAGCUUUCAUGCACUUAAGCAGCAGGACAAGAGGGAAAUAGGCAAAGAUUUCUCUCAGGGCUUAAAGUACACUGGCAAAUUAACAUCAGUUGUUUUUUCUAAGAAAUCUAAUUUCCUUGCCUAUGUUGCAAAGAACCCCUGAGAAUAUUAAAAACAACUGAGUUUUAAAUGACUAAUUUCCUUUUCACUGUUUACAUUUUGUACCUCUCAUAUAUUUGAAAUGAGGGGAGUUAUGUUGACGUCUGAGUCUGGUCAGUUUCACUCAUAUUGCCGGCUAAGGCUGUGAUGUUUGGGUUGCAAAACGCUGCAAGGAAAUGUUGAUCUGUGUUUUUUAAAAGCUCCCACCAGCUGGAAUUAAAUAACAUUGGUGGCAAUAUUUCUAUUGGCCUGAGCUUCUUUAACAGCUGGUUGUUUGCAAAGCUUAAAUUUGGGGCCCAAUUUCACCUGACAAUGUCCCUUUAAGUUAUUCAUAUCUAUUUUCAAAACCUAUCCUUCAAACAGCAGAAGAAUUUCUGGCUCAUUUCAAUUCUUAUCACAAAGUCACACAGUCAUGCCGUUAUGAUAGAAGUGGGGAGAUUUGGCUUUUACAGAAUUUAGAAGUAUCCUUUUCUUGAUUUAUUUUUUUUAAACAUGUUGGACCACGCAACGGGUGCAUUUUUAUAGUCAGUGGAAUCAAAUUUCAUCCCUUAAAUAACAAACAAACAAACAAACAAAAAGGAAAGAUUAAAAAACAAAACAGACAUGUAAGCCAUUCUGACAGUGCCCUGUCGGUUUGGAAGCAGGUUUGUCCUACAAUGAAAACUCACAUGUCACAUAGUUGUUAGAGCUGGGCAAAAUUUUGCAACAGGUUCUAAGCUUGGGACCAGGUUUUGCCGAGCUUCACCAACCUUCCCGCUAACCUAGGGUGGACUUCUGGGCAAACGGGGUCGGGCAGAGUUAUGGUUUGUGGACAGAACCAUUCAGUAUGGUUUUGCAUGGUUUUGACCCCCGAAUUGGGCAGCUGUGGGUUUGGUUCAACCCAAAACUCCUGUGAUACAAAUCCGGUGAAGUGAAUUCAAAAAAGAAACUAUCACACCAGUGCCCCUGAAAACCAAAACAGGCAAGUUUCAUACAGCUCUAGCCACGGCAUUUAUGUCCAGACACCAUGAUUCUGCAUCAGCACAAAGUCAUGAUGUGAUGCUGUGAGAUCACGGUCUCCUCAUCAUGCCACAGUGACAUUGCUCUGCUCUUACCCUGGAGCAUCCCAAAAGGUAGGGAUGCAAAAAUUACCCAAUCAAAAACUGGGAUGAGUGGCGACUCAAAGGAACUGGAAUCCUCCCCAGCCAAUCAAAUUCCUAAGGUUCCCCUUUCCCAUGACAUCAGAGGAAAUGUUAGGGGUGCGAGGGGAAGAGGUAUGGAGGGCCACCUCCCACUCCUUGCUUCUGCGCCUGGGUCCUGAACAUCGCCAUGGUUUUCAUGACUCUUCCGUGCCUUGGGCUCCUCCAAAAUGCCUAUGGUAGCUGCUUCUGGGUGAAAUUCUGGCCUCACUGACAUCACUGAAGCCAGGAUUCCACCUUCUGACUCAAAGCAGAGCUAACUUCACAAUUUUGAGGGUCCCAACAAAGGGGUUAUUUUUGAGAUGCUCAUUCCCCUUCUGUGUCCCACCUCCAUCUCUCCUCCUCCCUCCCUGGUCAAUGAGCCUAGAGAGCACUUGGCUCUUACAAUCCCACGCUGUGGCACAAAGAGAGGCCCCAAAGCUGGCCAGGCCUGUCCCACUCCUUUGGCCUUUCCCCCACCCAGCAGCGUUGCCAGAGAAUUUGGUAAGACGGCACAUUUGCAUUAUCAUUUAUUAUUUGUAGAGCGGGCUGGAAAUUUUUCAAUGGAAUGUUUUUCCUUUGGAAACCAAAACUUCCCAGGGGAACAUGUCUAUUUUGAUAAAAUUUUGUUUCCGGGGCAAAAAAGUGAGGGGGAAAACAAGAGUUUUGAUGAGUUAAAAACAUUCUGUUUUGACAUUUUCAGAAUGGAACACGUCAGUAUUUAGUUUAGAAAUUUAUAUUAUAAAAAUGUAAACACAUUUUCAAACGCCAACACUGAAACAAGAGAGACAAGGUGGGUGAGGUUGUAUCUUUUAUUGGACCAACUUCUGUUGGUGAGAGAGAGAAGCUUUUGCGCUUACACAGAGCUCUAAAACAUUUCAAUUGGCCCCAAACCAAAACUGUUUCAGAAAUGUCAUUUUCUGGAAAAUUUUGAAAUUCUUUGGUUUUGUUCUAGUUGGUAACUACGCAAAUUUAGAGAUCACCGAAUUUCCUGCAAAACAGAAAUUCCAGUUCCCACGCAGCUCUAGUCAGGUGUCAGGACUCAUUGUGUGAGAUGCAGUACAUUUUUAUUGCUGGUUGGUCUAUGACAGUAGCGCCUAAGAGUCCCAGUCAUGGAUCAAGUCCCAUGGCGCUAGGUGCUGUACAAACACAAGACAAAGAGACAGACCUUGCCCCCAACAUGGGAUAUAAUUCCCCCUCCAUUCACUUUUAAUCUUUUAUUUUAUUUUAAAUUUCACCAAAUGUUCCCCAUUUGUCAAUCCCUUUUGUGGGAUUACAGAGAAAAGCCAAAUACAAGAGAGAGUGGCAUGUGUGGGGAAAACAUGCCAGUCAGUUUAGCACUGUUACCUUCCUUCCCGAGCACAUCUUCCCGAGUUAAAAACAGCAUGAGGAGUUGAGGUGGGGAAGGGAGAUAGUGUGUGGGAGGAAUGUUCGGGAUGACUGGGGGUCUGCGGAGGGACGGGGGGAGUAAAGAGACCAAGGGGUGUGAUUCUCCAUUCCCUUGCACUUUGUGCAGUCAUUUGUGCCAGUGCAAAGCGGGUGCAUUUUACACCCAUUAUGCACAAUUGACUGAACAAGGGGCAGGGCAAACAGAGAACCCGGCCCCACAUCCUGUGUGUCUUUGAUUCAUCUGAUCUUUCACAGCAAGUUGCAAUGUUUGGUUUUAAACCUUCUGUGCAUCAAGAAACAAAAAAUUGAGCCAGUUUCACUGAUGCUCCAUAGUCAGAUCUUUUCAAUCAGCUGUGCAUGUUGGGAAGCAGCAUGGCCUAGUGGAUAGAACAUUGGACUGGGACUCAGGAGAUCUGCAUCCUACUCCCAGCUCUGCUGCUGGGUGAGCUUGGGCAAGUCACUCUCUGCCUCAGUUUCUCCAGCUGUGAAAUGGGGAAAAAGAUACUGACCUUCUCUGUAAACCACUUGGAGAUCUACUGAUGAAAAGUGCUCUGUAAGAGCUACAUAUCAUGAUGCUAUGACUAGCUGCUCUCGAGUUUAUAAGGCAUUGCACAUUACUGUGGAACGUUUGUAUUGGUAUUAGGUUUUCUGGUUCUGGAGCGAUUGCAUGGACAUUGUUUUCAUUGUAUAGCUAAGGGACUGUCUGACCAAGGUUGCUAGUGGCAGAUGGCCCUCAGAGCAAGCCUGCAUGCUCAUUUCUCUGUUAUACUGUAUCCCAUGCUCCUGAGGUCAAAUUCCAGUCCUGCACUUCAUGCCACAUCAAUGCCAUUGGCAAACUGCGGAACCAAGGGCUACAGAGAGCAUGGCAGUAGCGAAUGGGUUUGCAACUGAAGGACUGUAACUCCCAAAAGACAAACCCAACAAUCAUCCAGGGAAGGGAAUCAUUCUCCUGUUCUCACUGAACUGCCACUGAAAUCAGUGCAAACUAUUCUGGGGGUAUGUCGGGAGAAUAGGGGACCUUAGAGUUUUUCCCCCACACCUUCCUCUGUAGCAUGGUUUGCCUGCAGGGAUCCUCCAUACAUCUCAGCUAAUCAAUUCCCUGCCACUGCAAGAGCUUGGGGGUAGUGGGGGCCCCUUGGUCCCACUCAUUCUCUGCCUGUGGUGCAGUUUCGUUUCCUGCAGACUGGAAUGUUUUGGUCUAACUAAAAUCUUUGGGAGCAGCACAAGAGUAACGGGGUGAAAUGUGAUCUACAAGAGGUCAGACUAGAUGAUCUAUCUGAUGGUCCCUUCUGGCCUUAAACUCAAGGAGCCUAUGAAAUAGGAGGGUGAGGAAAUACGGCUUAAGGUCCCCUGUUCUAAUGGCAUUUUGUGACUCCCACGACCCAAAGUGACGGUGAAUAACGCGGUGGCCGUGGUGCCCUGGUUCUCCAUUGCCUGCACCGGGUGUGAUUCACCCCUGUGCCAAGUGGCCGUAUAACACUACUGAAUCAGAACAACAGUGUUUGCACCCACUUUACACUGGUCUAAAUGGGGUGCAGGAUGAUUGGGGGAAAAAAAAUCAAGCUUGGGGGCUUCAAAGCUAGUUUUUCACUCAGCGCGGUACGCCCAUCUGUCAGCUCUGCGCUCAGCCAGCUGAGACGAGCUCCUGUUUAGCUUGAGCUAAAAAGACAGAGCAGCAGGCUCAGCUUUAAAAUUCCUCUGUGGCUUUAUUUAAUUAAUUAACUUAGUUUAAAAAAUGGGUCCAGAAUUGCCCCCGGCACCGGGCAACCACAUAUUCAUGGCUCUAAUUGCCAGCAAAUUUUCAUUAACACUGAAAAAAAGAGGUCAUGAACAAAGCAGCAUGGAAAACGCUACGUGAAGGGGUCUUUUAUAUCCUUGGCUCCCCACCCACUAAGAUCAAAUCAAGGGGAGAAUAUGCCCAGAAGCCAAUCACUUUUUUUUUUUUGCAUGCCUCUUACUUAAAUCUUUUACUGCUAGCUCCUUGAUUCUCACUGCACCUGCCAAAACCCAGUCACACUGCAAUGAAAUCAUCGCUAUAUAUGGCAGGCACUGCUGGUUCCCCCGGCUGCGCCUCCUGGGCUUGGCAGGUGGAGGACACCUCGAAUGGUACAUUCAGGAGCUCAGCAGUCGUGUUCCACCUGUAUGUGCCUGGGCAUUCAGCAUAGCGGGUGGGUUCUCCCUGAAAAUAGCAAGAUGGCUAGGUAUAGUCAAAGGGUUAAAAAGAAAUGGGUAUUCGAUGUUUUUAUUAAGUUUGAUUUAAAAAACGAGAUCCAUUUUGCAUAGAGCCCUUCAUGCCAAGCCUGAGCUGGCUAAAAUGGCAUAGCCCACGAAGGAGAGCACUUGACAGGAGCACCACCAAACCACAGCAAAUGCCUAUGGCUCCCAUGAGCACAGCAGUGCAGCGACACUCCAGGGAGCGGAGGCAUCUGGAGGGUUGGUUUGGAACUGGGGCAAACGCAGCCCCUGAAAAAUUUCACACCCUGAGCACUGCGCUUAGGUCAACCUCACCCCCAGUGUAGAAGCAGCUGGGUAGACAGAAGAAUUCUGCCAUCUGGUGAAAUCCAUGUCUUUUUGCGUAUAUUUUUAUGUUGGAAGAAAGAAUCACAGAUGCUAAGAUUGUUUUUGGCACAAAAUUCAAGAAGUCUUGUGCCACUGUCUUUCGUUGUUCCAGUUUUAUGUAGGCCGAUGACUGUUUCCCAACCUCCUCUUUCACUUCUGAUCUGGGCAUUAAAAUCUCCCAUAAUCAGGACAAGGUUGUGGUUUGGUAUUUCUUUCAUUACAUUGUUCAAUUCUGCAUAGAAUCGCUCUUUGUCCCCUUCAUCUGCAUCGUUUGUUGGAACAUAUGCCUGGACUAUGGUGUCUUAAUGUGUCAAGAAUGGAAUCUAGCUGCCAGUAGCUUAUCUGAUAUUGGCUGCCAAUUCAUAAGUGAUUUCUUUGCAUAUUCCUGAUGAUUCCUACACCUCUCUCAUGUUCGGUUCCACCUGACUAUAACAUUGUUUUUUCUCCAGAUGUUAUCAUACUUUGAUCUUUCCAUCUAAGUUCACAAAGUUCUAAGAUGUCAAUUUUAUAUCUAUCCAUUUCUUUGAUUACCUGUGCUAAUUUUCCUGCACUAUUCAGAGUUCGUACAUUCCAGGUAGCUAUGGAUGUACUCUUCUCGGCCAAAAGAAUUUGGACCAUUGAGUGGGUGACUUCCCGAUGGAUUUGAUCAUCCACUGUCAUAACACUUUCCAUCCUCCUCAGGCCGUGAUUUGUGGUUUAUGUGGUUUAUGUGAGUAGUUUCUGUAGCUAGAACUUUUUUUUUUUUUUACGGUGACGGGAAGCCACCCCAUCGACCAACUCUCCUACAUUUUGAUCCGGGCUUGGGAACCUCCUCCUUUUUCAUCUGGGCUUGGGACCGGCACUGGCGGAGUUAUAUUAUAUUAUAUAUAAACAAAAAGUUGUUUCAGACUGAAAUAUUUAAAUUUUUCAUUCCAAACAUGUCAAAUCAGGAUGUUUUGCUAUUGUCAGAACUUCCCCCCCCCCGCUUCCCCUCCCCCCCAAAAAAACGAAAUUCCAGAAAAAUCAAUCCCAUUUUGUGGGAACCUCCUAUUCCAGUGGAAUAUGGUUCUAUCAGAAUUUGUCUGCCCAGCUCUCCAUCUGGCUGUUCCUCUGUUUACAUCUCCCCUAGCUCUCUGCAGAACUACUCUAUCUCACAGUUCCCCUUUGCAGUGCAGCAGCUACUGGUCACCAAACCACCCACUCCCCAGCUAGUCUCGUUCUCUGCUCAAAGCUUAAAAAAAACAAACCACCAGAGACCACAGUACUCCUCAGCAAUGAAAAUCACCAGACCACGGUGCUUUCCUGUGCAGCGCAGCUGGGAAGAGUGUUAUGGCAGAGCAGUGACUCUCAAACUGUUCUGGUGCAGCUCACUUCGAAAUCUUACCCCCUAGCCUCCAUUCCACCAGCGUGUUUGUUGGGUCACAAGGGACAGCAUUAAGUGGGCAAGGCGGACUUAAAAGCUGGGACGGUUGCAUGCAUCUUGUUGCUCCCGUCUAAGGGAAUUGGCUUAGUAGCUCUGAAACCUUAGUUCUAUUCCUGGCUUUGCUGCUGCGUGACCUUGGGCCAGUCACGUCAGUGCUGUGCCUCUGUUCCCCUCCCCCACCCUGUGCAAAAAGAUCAUUGUAAACCUGACUCUCCUUGGUAAAGAGUGUUGAGAACUGCUGUGAAGAGCGAGGGAUUACUGACGUAUACGACCGAGGGCCUAGAGGCCCCAACCCAGAUCAGGCCCCCAUUGUGCCUGGUGCUGCUCAGACACAGAUAGUCCCUGCUCCAAAGAACCCCCGGUGUGAACAGACAAGGGGUGGGAUGGGGAAACUGAGGCACAAAGAGGGGUUUAUACCACCCCUGUUCAGUAGAGGUCUAGAUGGCAUGGAGGUGAAAACCCCAGUACACUAGUGCUGACACCACCGAUGCUAGAGCAACAGUGGGAGAUUUUUAAAGAGCUAGUGUAGACGAGGCUCUAUUGUGGUUUUGUAUCUAGUGGGUUUCACUGAGUUUAGCAAUAAGCCAGACCUGGGCUUGUCUAAAACUUGUCCCCCAGGCUGGCUUCAUAAUCUGCCCCGAUCUUGCCUGAAACCCAGCCCUGGGCUUGUUCAGAAGGUCUUAACUUCAACAAACCUGACUCAAGUUCAGGACUCAUAACAAAACCCAGAAUCUUGGAUGUCCUCACACAGCCAUGCCUGUGGUGCCCUCAGAGAACUGCUUGUCCUUAAACCAGUUCCCUAGGAAUGGUUCCAGUUUGCCUAAAGCUCCUACUCUGUGCUGUCUAUCCUUUUAUUUCAGAGAAUCGCUCCCUGUAUUCCUUUUCCAGGGAAAUAUUUCUCACCUCCCCCCCCCCACUCCUAAACACUCACAUCCCUCCAAAAAAAUCCCUCUUAAACCCAGUGGAGUACAGAUACAUCCCUAUUUUGGCCUCUCCAAAUGUCUCUGUCUAGUGGGAAUGAACAAACACAAAUACCCCACAGCCAGUAAACAAGAUGCCAACUUUUCUCCUUCCUCUGCCAGCAGACUGGGCCCCUCUGAUUCUUGCAGGCUCCUAUUCCUAGCAACCUUGGUGGAGGAUUAUUUAUUUAUUUUUGUUUCUCUCUCUCAAUAGUAGGUUGGACACUGCCAGUCCAGGCAGACGCCAGGCCCGUAAGUGAUUAGUUUAGCUUCCUGCCCAUAUGCGCCUCCUCUCCUGCUAAACUGACAUUGAAUUUCAAUUUGCAAGCUGGGAAAUAAACAAUGGUCCCAUUCCCCCUCCCAAUAAACACUCACUGACUCUCCAGAGGACUGGUAGAUGGUUGUAGCUGAGCUGCAGGAAACCACAGUGGAACAAAAGGCUGCUGGAGGAAUGGAACAUAGGGAUGAGGGUGAUUAUGAUACAAAUGGUGGGGGAGCCACUGGGGAGUGAGAGAGAAGAGCUUUUGGAGAAGGCAGUAGGACUCUUUAAAAGCAACGAAACGAGAAUACAAAUAAGCACCAGCGCCAGAGGAGAGGUGGGAUAAUCUCUUGACAGGAGGCACAUGGAUCUCUCCCAAGCUGGUUUGAGAAGGGAAGAGAAAGCGAAGGUGUCACAGACCAUUUCAUGGUUAGAGAAACGGAGGGAAACUGAGUGCAGUGGGCAAAGCCAGUGCUGGGCUCAGAGUAUAUUCCAAGCAGCUGAGACACCUGCACACAGAUCUAUAAGGGCAGGGCCCAAGGGCUAAGUUUGGUCCCAUUUCCGCACUCCACCCCUAGUCAGCAAUUCACUCUCAGGUGCUUUGCUGGACAGGGAUGCGCUUAAGCACCUGCUUAAGUAUUUUACUGAACCAGGCCCCUCAAAUGGAGCCCACAGCUACUCCCGCCGUAUCCCAGGCAAGCCAGGACAAUGCUGAUUGGCCAGUAGCUAUGUCACAGAGUGUGGGGGCGUCAGGGCCCUGCACUCCCCACUUCCUGCGAUUCGCCGUGACUCUCAGCCAGCCGGUAAAACAGAAGGUUUAUUAGACGACAGGAACA